GGGCAACACUGUGUUAUAUAUGCACUUGACAGUUGGAAUUUUUAGGGUUAGAUUGAUAUCGGCUUUGGAAACAUUAAAUUUAUUACUGUUAAAUUGCAAAUCUUUUUAUAAUGAUAGAUAAAAUAAUCCGCGCUUUGGAAGCUGUGGGAUAUAAGGGCCUUUUAAUAAAUAAAACUGAAUUAAUUGCGGCUAUUGAUGGGGGACAGAAAAGUAUACCUUAUACAGAAUUAGUAAAAUAUGUUACAAACGAAAUCAGGACUCUAAGUAAUAUAGAUGAGGAAGUUAAUGCAAUUUCUACCCCAGAAGAUUCUGUGUCAUUUGUAAUGGAAUUAAGCUCAUUUCUUAAAGAAUUAAAUUGUCCUUAUAGGGAUUUAACAAAAGGACAUGUGUCUGAUAGGUUACAAAACACAUCUGAUCGAUUAACAGUGCUAGAUUAUUUAUUAACUGAGUUAAUGGGUGCUCGAAUUACACAAGAAACUAAACCAGAGAAAAAAAUCGAGUUAAAAUUACAAGAAACAUCUGAAGCAGCUGAUAUGCGAAUUAUUUUACAAACGCUAAGGUUUCCAAAACCUCCGGCCAAUAUAUCUAUUCCAACUUUAUUUCAAAAAUUAGUUCCCACAGUAGGUAUAGUUUUACAAAAAGCUGGGGUAAAUCUUGUUGGAGAGGGCAUAUUUAAAGGAGAAUUGUCAAACCAACAGUGGGAAACCUUAUCCAAAGUGCAAGAAGAUUUAAACAAUGAAUACAAAAUAAGAAGGGAAAUGAUAUUAACUCGUUUGGAUGUGACAGUGCAAUCUUUUCAGUGGUCUGAUAAAACUAAAGGAAAGGAUGAAUUAUUUGAAAAAUUAUAUGUUUCCAAAAGAAAGAUGCUUAAAGUUGAGCCAGAUGUUGAUCUCAGUGAUUUGUUAGCUGCCAGGACUGACUUAGCCAUUAUUGAAAAAACCUCAAAUUCAUCUGUUAGAAAAAAUACACGCACAUCGCUUAAUAAAGUUAUUAUUGGAAAAGUUCCCGACCGAGGAGGCAGAACUUCCGAGCAAGCACCUCCCCCACCUGAAAUGCCAUCGUGGCAACAAAGAAGCGCAGGUCCAGCAGGCGGGGGUGGCAGGGGGGGAGGACGAGGCGCAGGUCGCGGAGGCGGCAAUUUUCAAAGAGGAGAUAAUAGCGGCGGUAAUCAAGGGGGCUAUAGCGGAGGCAAUCAAGCAUACGGCGGAGGUGGAAACUCGAGCAGGGCUUACGAUAGCGCUGGAGGAUACUCAAUUGAAACAAAAUAUGGAGGCAGUAAUAAUAGCGGUUACAAUAAAGGUGGACACGACGGAAAUAGAGGAGGCUACAGCCGUGGUGGCAAUGACAAUAGAUCUGGUUACAAUAGCAGUUACAGCGAUAACAGAAGUGAUUAUAGUGAUUCUAGCGGUUACAGAGGCAACAAUAGUACAGGCGGUUAUGAUAAUUCAAAUAGAAGGGACAGCUAUAACGAACAAACAUCUAAAAGAGCAAAAACGUACGACUCUUACCAAUCGAAUAAAACGACGUAUGCAGACCAGUAUGUUCAAGAGAGCACCCAAAACCAGCAGUAUCAGUCGCGUGGGCAACACGGCGGUGGUCGCGGUGGUGGAAGGGGGAGAUCCAACUAUGGCAGGGGCAGAGGCAGUAAUAGCCAUUAUUGAUGUAUUAAAUUUAAAAAACUGUUUUUGUUUAACUCAUUGAAUGCUUUCCUGUAUGUACUUAUGUACUCAUUUAAUAUAUAAAUAAUUAUUUAUUUGAUGGCUUAUACUAAUAAUUAUCAAUUAUAAUGAACCUCUCAUAAUACUUAAAUAAAUUUAUAUAAGUAUUAA
Molecule: messenger RNA, 1829 nt
Organism: Brassicogethes aeneus
Lineage: Eukaryota; Metazoa; Arthropoda; Insecta; Coleoptera; Nitidulidae
Source: the annotation of a GenBank genome assembly